Messenger RNA from Paramisgurnus dabryanus, 2896 nucleotides. RefSeq names its product opsin 4a (melanopsin) (gene opn4a). Gene Ontology annotation, molecular function: G protein-coupled receptor activity. Lineage: Eukaryota; Metazoa; Chordata; Actinopteri; Cypriniformes; Cobitidae. Gene Ontology annotation, biological process: G protein-coupled receptor signaling pathway; visual perception. Gene Ontology annotation, cellular component: membrane. The record is from RefSeq and is a predicted model, not a curated record.
CGCUGUCUCUUUGUCAGUCACGCGAGUGAUGAUGAGAAAAGGCAUCUCGUGCCCGUCGCAAGACCCGAACUGCACGCGCAUCGUGGAGACGCUUUCUGCGUGGAACAGUUCCGUGGUGAGCGCGUACCGGCUCGUGGAUUUACCCCCCAUCACUACACCUGUUGCCAUGGUGGAAAAGUCUGUCUAUCCUUUCCCUACUGUGGAUGUACCGGAUCAUGCUCAUUACACUAUUGGUGCUGUAAUCCUUGCUGUUGGUAUCACUGGAAUGUUGGGCAACUUUUUCGUCAUCUAUGCCUUCAGCAGGAGCCGGACACUCAGGACACCUGCCAACUUGUUUAUAAUAAAUCUGGCCAUCACAGAUUUCCUCAUGUGUGCCACCCAAUCACCUAUCUUCUUCACCACCAGCAUGCACAAGAGAUGGAUCUUUGGGGAGAAAGGAUGUGAGUUGUAUGCAUUCUGUGGGGCUUUAUUUGGGAUCUGCUCCAUGAUCACUCUCAUGGUCAUCGCAGUGGAUCGAUACUUUGUGAUCACGCGGCCUCUGGCCUCCAUCGGUGUGUUGUCUCAGAAGAGAGCUCUUCUGAUUCUCCUGGGAGCCUGGGCAUAUUCACUCGCCUGGAGUCUACCUCCCUUCUUUGGUUGGAGUGCUUACGUUCCUGAAGGGUUGUUGACCUCUUGCACCUGGGAUUACAUGACCUUCACACCCUCCGUGCGAGCUUACACUAUGCUCCUCUUCACCUUUGUCUUCUUCAUUCCCCUUAUCGUCAUCAUCUACUGCUAUUUCUUCAUCUUCCGAUCCAUUCGUACCACAAAUGAAGCUGUGAGUAAAAUUAAUGGGGAUAACAAGCGAGACUCAAUUAAAAGAUUCCAGCGUCUGAAAAACGAAUGGAAGAUGGCAAAAAUCGCUCUUAUUGUUAUUCUCAUGUACGUCAUCUCCUGGUCUCCAUAUUCAACUGUGGCACUAACAGCAUUUGCUGGAUAUGCCGAUAUGCUCACACCAUAUAUGAAUUCGGUACCUGCUGUGAUAGCCAAAGCUUCAGCCAUCCACAAUCCCAUCAUCUAUGCCAUAACACACCCCAAAUACAGGGUGGCCAUAGCAAAAUACAUCCCGUGUCUCCGCAUGCUGCUGUGUGUCCCCAAGCGUGACCUUAAUUCGUUCCACAGUAGCUUAAUAUCCACACGUCGCUCCACUGUCACAAGUCAGUCCUCUGAUAUCUCUGGACCCUUCGGCAGAACCAACACAGGAAAAUUUCGGCUCUCAUCAGCCUCCGAUAGUGAAUCUGGCUGGACAGACACUGAGGCUGAUCUCUCCAGCAUAGGUUCCAGGCCAGCUAGCCGGCAGGUGUCAUGUGACAUUAGCAGGGAUACUGCAGAGGUCACCGACUUCAAACCAUGUAACUCAUCCAGCUUCAAGUCUAAGCUCAAAAGUAAUGACUCAGGCAUCUUUGAAAAGAGCUCCUCUGAUAUGGAUGAUGGAUCCGUGGUUGGACUUGUUCAACCUGACCGUACUUUUCCUCUAGCUGCUGGUGACACUGCAGAAAUGACCGCCUUGAGAGGUACGAUUGGACGGAUCCCCAGUAUUGUUGUCACUUCUGAGUCUAGCGCUUUCCUGUCUUUAGCACGGCCCAGUUGUAGGAGCAGCCACUCAAGUGUGUCUAAUGGCAAUAUUGUGUCAAAUUUUCCAAGGAGAAACUCUUCAGGAGGAGUCCAGCAGGGGGCAGUACAUCUGUCCACUGCUGCUGGAACACCUGCGUUCCCUCAAAUACAAAAAUCUCACCCUCAGUAACUUGUUUAUGCUUAUACCUCCUCAUCUCCGGUCUAAAUCUUAUGUUCAGGCUUUGUGUCAGGUUUAAGUAUUUUGUGUUUUUUCCUAUUCUGUGGUGUGAAUGUUUAGCAAUGUGAACUGGAAAGAAACCAGUACAUAAUGUAGAAAGUGAAUAUCGUGGAUUGAUGCCUUCCUUUUACAUGUAUUAUAAAGUACAUUUUCAUUGUGAUUUUUACCUGAGCUGGGCAACUGGUGCUGCUGGAGAAGGCAGUCUGAAAGAAAGUUGAACAAGAUCUUAAUCUGGUCAUUGACGACAGAUCGACAGCGAUGAUCUCUGCUUACAUCUGUUAUUGUGGUAACUAAUGAAAUUGAUUGGAUAAAUAUAAAGGAUUUAAUGUUUUGUUUUAAGAAGUAAUGUCAUUAUCUCUUUAAACACUGAACAGUGCCAUCAUCAGUAAACUAGUUCAGCCUACGUCAUAUUGCUGUUUAUGUCCCUAUAAAUCAUUAAUAAGUUCUCUACAUUGUCUUUGUAUGUAUUAAUGUAUUUUAUUAUAUCAUUCACUGUCUCGCUACCAUGCAUGAAAACACAUUGCUCGCAUAUCUUGUGCAUUAGACGUCACGCACCCAUGUCUUGUCACAUUUCAUUAUUUCUAUUUUUGUCAUAGAAAAAAGUCUCUCUCUCGGUCCCUCUCCUCCUUCGUGACUAACAACUUUAUCAUAAGACGUCCCACUUGACAGUUUCCCUGAUUUCAGCCAGUUAAGCAUAUUUAUAAUAUAUAUGGAAAAAAUGAAACGAGUUGGCACGCAUACAGCGGCUGCAGUGCAUAACAGAAUAGCAGAGCAGUGCGUAGAAAAAGACAGCAGCUUCUACAGUUCUAUGCGCGCACCACACUUUGGGAAUCCCUGCUAUAGAGGGCUGUAUUUGGGCAGUAAUGACAAAGUAAUUAUUUAACUUCAACAUCACUGUUAUGAUUGUGGAAUAAACUACAAUUAAAUCUAUACAUUUAUAUUAAAUAUUGUUUCUUUUGAAAUGCAUUGUAUGUGUUAUUAAUGAAACAGUUGCAUUACACUUUAAACACUUAAUGUGUAACAUUGUUAUUGUGUGAAGUAAGUGUAUUUUAAUAUUUAAUUAAA